GGACGGUGAUGAAGAGGAUUACCAUUACAUUGUUAUUUCUAGCGAAAUUAGUUGCUAUUCUCUGUUAGCAUAGGAUUUUCAGGUCUGAGAUCAGUUAGUCAUUGACCCUGUGCAUUGAUUGGUGUAGGACUGAAAAUGUUAAUUAGUUAAAUCAAGAUGUGAAUCCGAUGUCUGCGUUUUUUAGUUCCUCUGUGAUUUAAGAUGUGACUUCGACCGCUAGGAACAAUGUCAGAGUCGGGCGAGAAUAGCUAUGGCUUAUCAUGCUCCUCCUCUGAGCCGUCAUCAAGUAACCGAAACUUUUGGAGCCGGUGACCCGGAGAAAGCUGCGCCUAGUGGACACCAGUCGAGUUACGGUUUAGUGCAACGCAAUAACAUAGAAAUUAGGGUUAAUAGAACCAUUUCGACCAGGCAUAGAAUCAACAUAGUCAAGAAUGAGUCAUUCUCCCGAAACGGAGGUAGGCCUUUAGAUUUCCUAGCCCCUGGAAGGUCGUUCGGAAAUUUCAAGAGGUGUGUUAAAUACGGUGAAGAUGGAAACGAAUAUUCCGAAGAGGAGGUCUUUAGAAAUUCAGACCUCAAAGGUUCAUCAUUUGUGCAUGAAAAUGGGAAGGAAAAUGUAUUGGAGGCCAAAGUGUCUAAACCAAAGCCCAGCAGAAGUUUUCUGGAAAGAAUUCUGGGGCACAAGAAGAAAAAGACGUCGACCGCCAUUAUUGAUGUUCGAGAACAUAAAAAAGAUGGACCAGUUGGCAACGGACGUUAUCCUGGUUCUUCAGAAACUCCAGUUGGCAUCCAGUCAUCUAGCCAUGGAUCGCAUAUGGCGCACCAUGAUGUGAAUAAAGAAUCUGUAAUUUGGGAAAGACUUAGUAAAGGAAGUAUAUUCCAAAGCCCGGCCACAUCUUCGUUCCCCGGAGCUGCUAUAAGCGCUGUUCCAAAUGAAUUGAAAACAGAAGUGAAGAGAAUUGACCGAGGCGAUCCUAGGCGAAAAGCGCUUAGCCGCUCCCAUGAUAGAAAAUUCGACCCUGGUCUCAAAGCUCGACGGUCUCCGGAAAGAACUUUCAACGCAGUACCUGAUAACAGUCACAGCCAGUCGACUCGGGCGAGUGAUCGUCAGUCUAGCCCAAACCUUCAAAACAGUCAAUCAAUCAGUGACCGAAACCAUAGUGAAUCACUGGAAGGUGAUUUUAGUCCAUCUCGUAAAUCUAGAAAAUAUCGACCAGGAGACACAAAUCCUUGCUACAAACGCUUUGACCCAGACCACUCCCCGCGUAGUCGUCGAGUGGUCCAUGAUCUGAACCACGAAAUUCACCGUAAAGUUUUGAAGGAGACUUACGACCCCAGACUCAAUAGGAACCCGGGUUUGUCUUCGCACCAAGCUUCCAUCCCCGGUUCUAGUACACACGCUGGUCCCACGAAUCCGCCUAGUUUCCGUCAGUACCGACGAGUUAGGAAGGACGUCCGAGAUCAGCAAGGUAGUCAUGAAUAUAAAAGCUCACACACCAGCAGUGGGAAUCGGCGUCCCAAAGACGAUCAUCACCGGAGAAGAAGCAGGAGGAGUCAUCGCUCCAGCAGAGGCACGACCAGUCACCGCGUCUGGGCUAACGGAGGCUUGCCUCACAAAGCGGACGAAAAGUUCUCAACUUUAUCAAGAUAUUGGAGUAUAGAACGCUCGGGCGGUAGUGGUGCCACAGCGUCGGGCGGAAGCUAUGGACGAGUGCGACAAAAUCUACGGGAGCGAGGACAACUAUUUCAGGACCCCGACUUCCCGGCCUCUCCACGCUCUCUGUCUCCCAAAACCAAGCCCAACCAGCCCACUAUUGUCUGGCUCAGGCCUCACGAGAUCUGCGCUCGGCCCAAGUUUAUAGCGGAGGGCGCGACGCGCUUCGAUGUAGAGCGCGGCGAGCACGGCGACUGCUGGCUGCUGCAGGCGGUGUCCACCCUCACCCUCACCCCUAAGUUCCUCGACAGAGUCGUCCCGCCCGACCAGGCCUUCGACCACACAUACUGCGGCAUCUUCAGGUUUCGGUUCUGGCAGUUUGGCGAGUGGGUGGAGGUGGUGGUGGACGACAGGCUACCUACGAACAAGGGAAGACUCGUGUACCUGCACAGCACAGACCCCACCGAGUUCUGGGCAGCUCUCUUAGAAAAAGCCUAUGCAAAACUGUACGGCAGCUACGAGUCUCUGCAGUCUGGUUUCACGACGCGGGCGCUGCAGGAUCUGACGGGGGGCAUCGUGCAGAGUUUCCCGCUUUCACUGCAGGAAAAAUUCCUCUGCUACCAAGUGCUUAAUUCCGCCGUGCCGAGGUCUUCGCUUCUUGUCGCUUCUAUUAACAGCAACAAGGACGGGGGGGCGGCGCUGCAGUUGCGUAACGGCCUCGUGACGCAGCACGCGUACAGCGUCACGGGCCUCGCCCGCGUCAGGAGCAAGAUGGGCGUGGCGCCCCUCGUACGGUUACGGAACCCGUGGGGGGCGGGCGAGUGGAAUGGUCCCUGGAGUGAGCGGUCAUGGGAAUGGGAAUCUCUGUCUGAGCGCGACAAGGAAUUGCUGAGCGUACGAGUACGCAACGAGGGAGAAUUUUGGAUGGGUUUCGACGACUUCAUCCGGCACUUCAGUCAGCUGGACGUCGUACACGUUGGCCCCGACGACUGGAUGAACGAACCCGCGCUGCACUCCAAGAAACCCUGGCGGGCUGUGCUGGCCCGCCGCCGCUGGAGGGCCGGGUACAACGCGGGGGGUGGGCCCCAGUACGCGGAUACGAUAUCGCACAACCCCCAGUUCCACGUCCAGAUCCCUAGAGCAGGACUCUCCAAGUGUCACGUGGUCGUGUCAGUGACACAGCAGUACGAGACAGCUCUUACAGCCUCCUUAAGUGCACUCAACAACUCCCCCAAUAACACAAUCACCAACACAAUUGCCAGCAAUAACGGCAGCAGCGCGGCGGCCGAGAAGAGGAGGAGAAGAGUCUUGCAUCCAAUAGGCUUCGCUGUUUAUGAAAUUCCCGCUAAUCUUUCGAGACUUACCCCAACAUUUGUCAAUAAUCAGGUGCCGUUGGACGUGACCAACUACAGCACGGCCAGGGAGACGGUGACGUUCUUCACGCUGCCCCCCGGCGACUACAUGGUGGUGCCCCACACGCAGCACCCCAACUGUGAAGUACGCUUCCUGCUGCGCAUACUGACGGACGAGCAGAGCAGCAUAUGGGAAGUGAACGAGGACAACAUGGUUUUCCGCUCGAUGAGUCUCAGCAGCACCGAGGAUAUUAGCAAACCUUCGCGGGACGGGCGGCAGGCAGUGCAGCGGCUGGUGAGCAAGCUGCCUGCUGAACUGGACGCCACGACGCUGCAUAAGCUGCUUGCCAAGAACUGGAAGUUUUUGCUGCUGGAGAAGCCCUCCCUGGAGCUGGCCAAGAGCCUGGUCAUGCUGCGCGACUACAACAUCAGCGGCAAACUGGCGGCCACCGAUGCGCCGCCUCUGCUGCUCAUGCUCCAGUUCUGGCGGACGGCGUUCUCAAAGUUCGACCGCGGCGGCGUAGGCAAGACGAGCUCGUACGCCCUGCGUGGGGCGCUAUGGGAGGCCGGGGUGACUGUGAGCAACAAGGUGCUCGAGUGCCUCGUGCUCAGGUUCGCUAAGAACAGCGUGCUCACCGCUGAGGCCUUCGUCAUGGCCAUGGUCAGGCUGCAUCUCGCGCACGAGCGCUACCACAGCAUCGAUACGAAAAUGAAAGGCAAUCCACUAUCUUUAGAAGAGAUGAUCCUGAUGACGAUAUAUUCGUGAGUCUCCCCUUCAGCCGUGACCUGCGCUCUUGUUUAAACCGCCCAGUUUUGAGAAUGACGAGAAGUCUCUUUUAGCCUGCAAGAAAAAAAUAAGAGCGUACAUUUAUGCCUAAUUUCAACAAAAUAAUAUAAUUUCCAAAAUUUUUACAAAUAUUUCACGCUUCAUCUAGUGUAAAUUAUACCGGAUAAAGAUACCAGUUUUCAUUAUUCACGAUUCACAAGUUUCGAAAAUAACUGUUAUUAUUUGAAUUAUAAAUUGAAAUAUAAGUCUAUACUGCCUGCUUUGCCGUACAAUCCAAAAAAAAAAUCUUAAAGUUGAACGAUAUCUAAAUAUUCCUACUCACCACGAAAAAUGCACACCUACGAGUCGAGUUCUACAAUAACUUUUCAUUCCCAUUAGUUACCUUCAUUAUUGUUAUCAUUUUUAACAUUACUCAGACUGAAAAAUCUUUAGUGAAUUCGGUAAAUAUGAAAUAUUAAUAAAAAACCAUGCUUGUGAUAUCGAUAAUUAUUCACUGACAUGAGUUACUAUUGUGGAUACCUUUACUGAAUAUGAACGAAUCUGCCUGUACGUCGAACGUUGCUUCCAUACCGGGUAUACUGGAUUUGUGAACAAAAACUGAGUUAGUUUCUCUGUAAAGCGCGGAGUUUCUUGCCAAGGCUCACGAAAAAAGCGAUGCUAUUCAUACUGUAAAUAUUGUUCAUAUGCCAUGAAGUCGACCAUACGUGAAGCCCCGCUCCCUUUACAGGUGUGAGGAGCUUCAGAUUGCAAAUAAUGUUGAGCUUUCGUUGCAGAAUAAUAUAUGAAAGUUUAUAUUACCAUUAGGUAUGAGCAAUUAUUUCACAGCCAAAGUUGUGCUACUUUUAAGGUAAUACAAUUUGUGUACAUAGAAUGUUUUUGUAGUUAAUUUUUCUGAUUACUAAUGUGUAAAUGCCCUCUGAAGUAUCAAGUCUGUACGUUGUCAUUGAAAGAUUCAAACAUUAAUGUUCCCAAUGAAUGAAGACAAAUUUUUAGGCGAUUUGUUUGUAACUACCAAUUUCCGACGUAACUUUAAUUUUGUCGUAAAAAUAUUCAUCAUUAGUAAUUAAAAAGGGCUCGGCCCCAAGCUCUAAUAUCUCGAGGAUCAAUCUAAUCUAACAAGAUUGUUAAUGUAUCAAAAAUAGUAGGUUAAUAUGAAUUGUGCCACGAAUACUAUUUGUUAUUCUUCUAAUUAUAGGUUAUCGCCCGUGUAGAGAUAAUAUACCCAUGAUAUUUUAUAGGAUAAAACGCGAGCUCACAAAUUAUAUAUACUUACCGUUUAUGCCACACAAUUUUCUGAAGACAGUUCAAACAAUUGAACUUGCCCAUUACGUGUUAUUUCGAGCCAAAGACUUUUCAGCUUACUUGUUCACUUGAAGCAAUGCUCCUGCCAGCAACUGUUCAUACAUUGCAGUGACCAGUUACCAACGCAAAUUUGUUCAAUUGUAAAAGUCAAUUCACAGAUUUAAAUUACUUUGCUGCAAUUGAAAUUCAUUAUAAUUAUUAGGGCCAUGAGUGGCAUAGAAUUAUUUAAGUGCCGAGAUUUCUGAGGUAAUUAUAAACUUGGAAUUUAAAUUGGCAUGAAAAUAGAGGGGUAUUGAAGAAUGCGUGAAAUAGUACCAAUUAUUUAAUAGUUAGUGUUGAUGUGAAAAGAAAUUAAAAAGGUUUGCUAAAGUCAGACUGAAUUUAUUUUGUCAUGCCCUUGAAAGCCCCAUCAUAAUCAAUACAUGGAAUUUGGCAUUUGAGCUUGCUGGGAUUCAAUUUACAUAAUUUUAGUUUUUGU
Hyalella azteca is the source of this 5570-nucleotide messenger RNA. RefSeq names its product calpain-9. The transcript has 17 exons. Gene Ontology annotation, biological process: proteolysis. The coding region runs from base 251 to 3769 and encodes 1172 amino acids. The record is from RefSeq and is a predicted model, not a curated record. Gene Ontology annotation, molecular function: calcium-dependent cysteine-type endopeptidase activity. NCBI's taxonomy places the organism in Eukaryota, Metazoa, Arthropoda, Malacostraca, Amphipoda, Hyalellidae. Gene Ontology annotation, cellular component: cytoplasm.